UGGGUUAUUUCUCCAGUAUGGAUGCAGCCUUAGAUUCUCAGUUGUGUUACUCUGGUCUUUGUUUUGCAUUUUGUGACCAGAUGCAAAGGAUGUCAAGGCAUCAGAAAAGGUAGUAGUAGGGCUUUCAAGAAAAAAUAAUGGAGGCCAUGGUCAAAGGAAAGCAAGCAAACAAACAAAAACACUGAACAUUCAUAUAAAUGUAAAUUCAUGGCUUCUUAGUCCUGCUCAAAAUGGAGGACAUUUUGGACUUCUUCCCUUACAGAAGGCUGAAAUGAAGAUGAAGGAGACGUCCUAAAAAAAAAUUAAGGCCUAGUUGUGGCUCAAGUCAGUGAAAACAUCCUCCUCCCGUUGCUAGGGCAACCGAGACCUUGGUUUCAACGUUAGGACUUCAUUUCCCAGCGUGCCUUGCGAACGGAUUUCUUUUUAAAAGAGGAGGAGGUGGAUGGGUGGGUCGCCGGUUGUGAUUGGACAAUAAACGACGCGCCGUUUGUUACGUAGCUUGCGAUUGGCGGGCUCUUAAAGCCCUGGGCCUUGGUUGCCUUUGCUUGCUGUUUCCGUUGAGAAGCGGCGCUGCUGCUUGGCGCGAAGGGGAAGCGGAAUCAGGAGUGAUUACCAUGACUACUUCUCCAGGAACACCCUCUGCAUCAAAAAGGUCACCCACCAGCUGUGCUCGUUCCCCACCUCCCCAACAGAAGGAUUCUACUCCUCUUCCUUCAAUCAAUGAGCGCCUGGCCUACCUCCGCCCUUCACGGGAACUGCUGGAGUACUACCGAAAAAAGAUUGCAGAAUUUGAUGAAGAGCAUGAGGAACUAGUCAAAAGGCUAGAGAAAUAUAAAGCAACAUAUGAUGAACAGCACAAAUUACAAUGGGAAAUGCGUCAACGCGAAGAAGAAAUUGCAGAAUUGCAGAAGGCUUUGAGUGACAUGCAGGUUUACCUCUUCCAGGAGAGAGAGCAUGUGCUGCGUCUUUAUGCUGAGAAUGAUCGAUUGAAAAUCAGGGAGUUGGAGGACAGAAAGAAAAUCCAGCACCUUUUGGCUUUAGUGGGAACGGACAAUGGUGAAAUAACUUAUUUUCACAAAGAGCCACCACAUAAGGUCACUAUACCUCAAAAGCCAAUCAUGGACAGAGAUUUGCAUGAUCGAAAUAAACCUAUUUUAAAAACAGGAAUUAAAAACUCUACCUCAAAACCAGCAGCAAAGGGAGAGAAACCAGAAAGUGUGGAUAGAUAUGAGAGAGAUGAACAAACUCUCUUAUUGCAGGUGGAAGCGCUUCAAGCUCAGCUAGAGGAACAGACCAAGCUGUCCAAGGAGCAGACUGAAGCACUGCUAGAGGACAGGCGAAUCCGUAUAGAGGAAGCUCAGGUCCAGCAUCAGAGGGAUCAGGACAAGAUCAAAGAUCUUACUGAAAAAUAUCACAAAGCUCAAAAUUUGUUGUAUGAGAGCACAAGAGAUUUUCUCCAGAUGAAGUUUGAUGCGCGAGCAAAUGAGAAAUCUUGGAUGGCAGAGAAGGAUACUCUCUUGAGGAAGCUGGACAGAAGCAAAGAUAGAGGCCAGUGGAGACGAGGCCAGUGGAGACAAGGCCAGUGGAGACAAGUUGGACAGGAUAGUGGUCAGGACCAAGACGACAUCAACGAAAGUUGGGACAGUAGCGCAGAUGAGUGGGACAGCAGCCCAUGGCAGCAAGCAUCUUCCCACAAGAAGCUAGGAAGGAAACAGAAAAGAGGUGCCAAACACACAUCUCAAGCAGAGCAUGAAUAUCAUAAGCUAUAUGAUGCACAGAUUCAGGGACUACAAGAUCAAUUAACACAGGAACAACGUUUAGCUGAUAUGUACCGAGAGCAGUGUGUAGCGCUGGAAGAGGAACUGGCUAAGAUUCGGGAACAAGGAGAUGUGGGAAGAGAGAUCUUCAAGGAACGCUCAGAAAAGAUGGGGAAGCGCCUACAACUAAUGAACCAACGCUAUGAGGCUUUGGAAAAACGGCGUGUCAUGGAGGUUGAAGGCUUUAAGACUGACAUUAAACUGCUCCGGCAAAGGCUGAAGGAUUUAGAGAAGCAACUUUUCAAGGUGGUAAUGACAGCGGGACCAGACCAAGACCUUGCAAUUUUGCAUGAAGUUCGCCAAGGAAAUAAGAGAACUAAAAAGAUUCAAGGAGAACUGAAAAAUCUAAAGUCAAAAAUUUACGGCCUGGAAAAUGAAUUAAGAGUCUGCUGAUACGGCUAUACCAGUCAGGAGCAGUGAUAUAAAAGCCAUUAUUGAAACAGCUUUCUCAUUAUCUUCAUUCUGUGACAAAAUAUGUAGCUUGCUGUGACUUUAAGAUAUAGCUUUAUGCUCCAAGACUGAAGGAGCACUGUAAAGCUAAUGUGAGAUACAGAUGUUUUUUUUAAACAGUUUUUAAUUUACUUUUUUGUACAUGUCCAGAUCUGGCUCCCUCUUCUUGUAAUGUUAGUUUAGACACAGAUUGAGCUGGUCAUUUAGUAAUUUCUUAUUCUCACACACAACAUAGCUGUGGCUGGAGGAUUGUUUUUUAUUUACUCUAAGAAUAUUGCACUAUGGUGAUAUCACUAAAAGGCAUCCAAGUGAAUCAUGACCCGUGAGUGUCACUGGUUAUUAUGUAGAAGGAAGGAAAGGCCUCCACAUCUCCAGCAACUACUCUGCAAAACAGGAUUGAAGGGAAGAUGCUCUUAUAUUAUGCCAUAGUUAUAUUCUCUGAAUUAGAAACUAGCUUUCCCAUCCAAGUGCUAAUCUGAGCUUUUAAAAAAAAUCUAUCCCAAUCUAAAUAUCUCAGUUAAAAGCAAAGCCUAUCCAUUUUAAAUGGGUCUUAAUGUCAUGUAAUUGUGUUUAGAAUUAUAUUCCUUUAUCCUAGAUUAUAGAAAUUUGUCUAAGGCUGCAGUCCUAUGGAGGAUUCCCUCUUGUGUCCAAAUGAACUUGAAAGACUUGCUUCCUGAUUAACAUGUAUGGAUCAAGUUAUGCACUUGUUACUCCUAUCAUUAGUUUCAGUUAGUUGCUCAAGGAUUAGAAAGUUAAUACUUCAGUUACAGAAUUCUUCCUGGUGCAAGAUAUACAGGGGGAAAUUCUCAUGUACCAGUUUGUUCUCUGCUGUAACAUUAACUUUGACACUGGCAUUUUCUCAGUAUUUUUCCCUAUCUGCACACAAUAGGAGAUGUCUGUAUAUAGACCAGACCAUAUUAACCUGUCUCUCCUCUGUGAAAACCACUUCUGUAUAGCAAAAUGCAUAGAAAACUGCAUUGUGAUGAUUGUGCCACAAUCUAUUUGGCAGGGGGAGUACAUAAAGAGGAUCUAUUGCCAGUCAGGUUCCCCUUUCCUCACACAUACUGUAAAAGAGAGGCAUACAAUUGUCACACAAGAUGGUCUAUAUUCGGUUUCUAUACUUUUUGCUAUAAACAAGUGUUCUCAAUCUAUAGAAACAAUACAUUGAAAAUCCAGUUACAAGCAACCCUUAGCUUCAUUAGAAAUCUUCUAUCUUGAUAGUGUAACAGUUGAAAUUGCUCAGGCUCACAAGUUUUAAGAAGGGCAAAGAUCAGUCAACGGGAAGCCAAGAAGGCAAAAUAAAAGGGCAGAAAGCUACAUUUUGCCCUUGGAAAUCUAAUGAGGCAAGGAACACUAAUGUAAAUGAGACUGACAGACCUGUUUGUUCUGCAAAUGCAAACAUGAUGUGUUACGUGAUAUUACCCAGUACUGGCAAUAUGCCAUGACUAUGUUCUUGUCUGGCUUCAACUGCUUUGUCUUUACUGAGUAGAUGCACAAUAAUAACAUCUUGAUAAUCUCCAGAGAACAAAAUAUUUGAUAUUGCUUUGGAAGUGCCUUAGAGAUGUUUUCUAAAUUGUGCCCUUUUUUGUACUUGUCAAUUCCUUCAAUUUCAGAUUUUACAAUAUUAAAAUUGAAACUGAACCUCUUAUUUAAAAAACAA
This is a messenger RNA of Sceloporus undulatus (fence lizard), 3927 nucleotides long. RefSeq names its product coiled-coil domain containing 77 (gene CCDC77). The transcript has 12 exons. NCBI's taxonomy places the organism in Eukaryota, Metazoa, Chordata, Lepidosauria, Squamata, Phrynosomatidae. Bases 615 to 2210 code for a protein of 531 amino acids. Gene Ontology annotation, cellular component: centrosome. The record is from RefSeq and is a predicted model, not a curated record.